AUGCCUGUCUCUCACAUCGGUCUUACUGUUUCGCACCUACCAACGUCAUGUUCAUUUUUUCUUUCAGCAUUACAACCGCUUGGAUACCGCUACAUCGGACAGCAAGGCAAUCAGAUUGGUCUCGGCAUUUACGAUGCCGAAUUCUUCCUGUGCCAAGAAACGCCUGGCGUAAAAGCCGGCGCAGCGCACAUUGCCCUCACCGCUCAUAGCAGGGCUGCUGUUCGAGACUUCUACGCCGCUGCUCUGACCGCUGGCGGUCGACCUAACGGCGCACCGGCCUCUCGUAGCGACGAGGAUGGUCACUUCAACGCCGCGAUUCUAGACCUUGACGGCAACAGCAUCGAAGUCGUGUUCCGAAAUGGACCCGAUUUCAGGGACGAUGGAACUGUCAUCGAGCAUAGUAGGGUCAUCACGUGGCGGAGAACUGUGACAGAAAGCUUCCGGGAUGACAGAAGCGUACUCAGUAGUCGCUCCACCCAGUCGUUAUCGAAGCAGGCAUCCGCACCUGCUGCUCCCUCAGUUGCACCCUCAUCGGCAUCCAAAGCGCCCAGCGUCGCGCGAAGCGCCUCCGAACCCGCUAUACCCCAAGCCCCUGCAGCCUCAGAGAGCGGCGGUGGAGCUGCAAAGCAGAUCAUUGGCACUCUCCUCGGAGCCGCAGCCGGCGCAGCAGUCGCUUACGCAAUGGUCGCCAGCGAGCGAGACAGCGCAAAGAAAGAGAAGGAGUUCGAGGCUUUCAAAACGGCCAAAGCGGCCAUGGCGUCGGUAGCCCAGUUCGCUCAGGGCAGCGAACAGCCAAAGCUACCCCAGCAGGGCCCACAACCCGUUUACGAAUCCAAGCAACUACCACCACCUCUACACCGCAACACCAGUGACAGCGAUUCCCUAUACUCGUCGCCGCGGGCUCGUAGCAUACGUGCCAUUGAAGCCGCUCCUAGCGAUCAUGGCCCACUGUACACGAAGGCACCCACUACGAUUAGCGCGUCUCGGCAGCUCGAGUAUGCUCCAGCGCGGUCGAUUGCACCUUCCAGGGUUUCCGAGUAUGUCCCUGCGGCUUCAGUGGCACCGUCUAGGACAGCUUCCAGGGCUCCCGAAUCCAGGGCUGUCGAGUACAUGCCAGCUGCCUCCGUCGCACCUUCCAAAUCACCUUCCAGGGCGGCGGAACUCCGGGCUAUUGAGUAUGCCCCAGCUGUUUCGGUGGCACCGUCUAGACUGAGUCAUCGAUCGAAGACGAGCCCUGAACUGGCGACUGUCGAGAAGGCCAGGAGCACUGUAUCCAAGGCGCAGAGCGCAGCCCCCAGCUCUUUCAUCUCGACCUUUGUGCCGGAUGAGUUCGAGCGCCGUAACACUGACGGCGGGAGCGUCGCUUCGCACCGCUCUAGCAGGUCAAAGAAGUCCCAGCAUUCGAAACAUCGUAGUAGUAGUAGAAGUAGAGCUCAUUCACCAUCGCCCUCAAAAGCACCCUCGGAUGCGCCAUCGAAGGCUCAAUCGAAGGUAGGAUCUGUUUUAGGUAGCAUCCUAGGCCGCGGCGGUGACGACAACAAAUCCAUCAUCAGCAACCCCUUCGGCGACAAGUACGAAGUCGACGAUUACACUGACGACGACGAUUACACGAUCGCCCCAUCGGACAGCAUUUCGCAAGUUUCGUCUUCGCACUCGCGUCGCAAGCACCGCUCGUCUAAGCAUAAGGACAAGGAUUCGGUCGCCGGUUCCUCCCAUAGUCGCUCCUCAAAGCACUCUUCCAAGUCGCACAAGUCUCGCUCGUCGGCGCACAGCUCACAAUACCACACUGCCGAGGAAGAAUUCCGCAAUAGCGUGAUUAGCGAGCCUAGUGAUACGAGCACCAUCAAACCUAAGAAGUCGAGGCAUCCGGAGCGUAAAGAUAGCGCGACAGAGUACGAUGACAUGUUUGAUCGGGUGCAGUAUGGGAGUGGGAACGUGCCUGUUAGGGGGAUUACACCGAGCAUGGUCAAAGGAGGUAAUCCUGAGGAGGGAAAGAGUAAGAGCGUCUUGGGGUUCAAGAUGGCACAGCGGUUGAGGGCUUUCGAGGGGAAGUAA
Molecule: messenger RNA, 2055 nt
Organism: Didymosphaeria variabile
Lineage: Eukaryota; Fungi; Ascomycota; Dothideomycetes; Pleosporales; Didymosphaeriaceae
Exons: 2
Coding region: 1-2055 (684 amino acids)
Source: RefSeq, a predicted model, not a curated record